AUGGCCUUUCGCCUGCCCACCCAGGCGCCUGCGUCUGCGCGUCGCUAUUCCACCGCCGAGCGUCCAUCACUAGAAAUCGAGCUGCCGCCGACGACGACGCAAUUCGAAGAGGAUGAUGAUUCCAAAGAAUGGGUGUUGUUCUCGCCCUCGCAAGCAGCUUCCACCACUGCCCGCACGCGCUCCGACUCGACUGAAAAGACUGCCCGCACGGCUGGGGGACUGUCGCGUCUGAGUGAUUUUGGGUCGUUUAAUGCUGGCACUACUACUAAUAUUGGGUCCGAUGAGCAGGGUUCUGAGGAUGAUGCUCUAGACGAGGACGAGGAGGAGGAAGAUGAAGAUGAUGAGGAUGAUGAGGAUGGUGCUACAGAGUUGGAUAGUCUGGAUGAAGGUCUGCGUGAUUUCCGCGAGUCUAAUUUACCGGACAAUAGUCAUCCUGUGCUGCCUGCUCAUGACGGGCUGGGCUCGUUUCAUGCUUCGGGCCAGCUAGCCCAAGAGCAUCUGUGGCAGUUUGAGCAGUACAACCCACGUCGCCAGGCGGUCCAUGCGCGUAGACAACAACAACAGCAGCAGCAGCAGCAUCUCGAGACCGUGGACGAGCAAGAGUCCUCGGGAGCUGAUCGCGAGCGAUGGCAGCGCAUCGAAAAAUGGAGGACAGACCAGGGGAGAAUACUUUUACAGGAAAUCGAGCGGGAGACCAAACGUCGUCAGCGCCGGAGCAGUCUUGCCGCGACUGCUUCUUCCCGGGUUUCUGGGACUGAGGUGCUGGAUAGCAUUUCAGAGACCAACCCGGUAGAUUCAUCGCAGUUGUCUUCUUCGACUGAGACGGCUUCGUCGCAUGGAGACUCGCCAGAGGAAUCCUUCUGGCGGCGUGUUACUCGAAAAGUCAUUCGCGACUUGAUUGGCAUCAAUGACUCCAUUCUCUCCGUCAUUCUCGGCGAGGCGUUGGUUGAAGAUGUUGAUCUGUCGCAAUCGACAGAGCGUGAUUCACGAACCAGCACCCAUGGAAUCGAAGAUGCCAUCAGAGACGUUCCGAUCACGGCAUCGAGCGACGACAAUAUUUGGCAGGAGAAACUCAUCCAGCGCAUCACACGAGAAUUAGGCAUCCUAGUCCAUCAAAUGUGGGAAUAUCCAGGCGCAUUUAGUACGUACCUUGGCGCCGACAACCCGGCCGAUUUCUACGCCGGCAUGCCUGUCAAGCCAUCCGAAUCAACGUUACGCUCUAGAACACCGCGGCAGCAGACAGAGGCAGAUGAGAGUAAUGCGUGGUCUACCAUGUCGCCACACUUUACUCCCACUCUGCGGGAUCCAGCUACCGUUGAACAUGCCGCCCAGUGGGGAAUUGAAGACGAUGAAAUCAAUACUGAGCAGAGCAGAGUCGCACGCGAGCAGCCCGUUUCUGAAUCCGCACAUUUGAAAGAAGACCACGAUUACUGGGAGAGCGAUUUAGAUGUUGCCAUGGUGUUUAGAUACCUCAAGAAUAGAUUCCGACGAAAUGAUACCACCACCAAUAACAGCACCACCACCACCACCCGAGCCAUAUACAGAGAACAAGAUGCAUCCAGCCGAGCAGCAGUCAUCCGCCAACACCACCCCUUGGUCGCGCGCGCCCAUGCCCAACGAUCCCAUCAAGCACGCCAGUCGGCAGUAGUACUGCGUGCACAGUUCCCUGCAGCGCCGGGAAUCCAGACUCCCACAUCACCGAUUUCGCGCCACCGCUUCCGUCGCCCGAGUUCCAGCUGUGCUAGCCAAAGUACUAGGGUUUCUGCGAAACGACUGGGCAGUGGUUCUAGUCGCCAUUAUUGGGAUAUUGGCGGUAGUGUUGGCAGCGGUAGUGCAGUUGUAUCUGUAGGGGGUGUGGGAACCUGGGGAGAAGCAUAG
Talaromyces rugulosus is the source of this 1878-nucleotide messenger RNA. RefSeq lists its product as uncharacterized. Lineage: Eukaryota; Fungi; Ascomycota; Eurotiomycetes; Eurotiales; Trichocomaceae. The record is from RefSeq and is a predicted model, not a curated record. Bases 1 to 1878 code for a protein of 625 amino acids. The transcript has a single exon.